Cryptotermes secundus is the source of this 761-nucleotide messenger RNA. RefSeq names its product transcription initiation factor TFIID subunit 13 (gene Taf13). Bases 261 to 641 code for a protein of 126 amino acids. The record is from RefSeq and is a predicted model, not a curated record. The transcript has 3 exons. Gene Ontology annotation, cellular component: transcription factor TFIID complex. Gene Ontology annotation, molecular function: protein heterodimerization activity. Gene Ontology annotation, biological process: transcription by RNA polymerase II. Lineage: Eukaryota; Metazoa; Arthropoda; Insecta; Blattodea; Kalotermitidae.
GACAUGGCAAUGAAAAUUACGAACUGUGUAGCUACUUUGUGAAUUUUUAAACAAUCGCAAAUAAUUAAUAAUAAUGGUCCGAUUCACUAUUCACUGUGGAAUAAGUGGUGUCAUUUACGAACUUCCUAAGUGUGUUUAAAACAUCGAGUAGAAUCUAUCCUUUAUGCCAACCCGCACUACAGUGUAUAUAUAUUUUUACGUGUCAUCACAGUUAUAUUUUGUUUGCUCUUGACAAUAAUAAAUAAAACUUUAAGCACACAAUGGCCCAGACGGAAGAGAGUUUUGAACAGUUUGAAGAAGAAGAAGCAGAAGCACCCCUUGGGGCAACCCUUUCAGGACGUAAACGCUUUUUCUCCAAAGAACUGCGAUGUAUGAUGUAUGGAUUUGGGGAUGACCAGAAUCCAUACACGGAAAGCGUAGAUCUGUUGGAAGAUCUUGUGAUUGAAUUUAUCACAGAAAUGACUCACAAGGCUAUGGAGAUUGGAAGAACAGGAAGGGUCCAAGUGGAGGACAUUGUAUUCCUUGUUCGCAAAGAUGCUCGCAAGUAUGCAAGAGUCAAAGAUCUACUCACCAUGAAUGAAGAACUGAAGAAAGCUAGGAAAGCAUUUGAUGAAGUUAAAUAUGCAGGAAUUCCAAAUUAAUAUAUUUUUACUCCUAUAUAAUAUUUUGUAAUCAAGUAUCAGAAUGUCUGUAACCUUAUUUCAAGUGUAUUUUUUUGUCUUGAAUAUAAGAAAAAAUAUACAGUAAUUUUUAAAAUUAAA